Suillus clintonianus is the source of this 849-nucleotide messenger RNA. RefSeq lists its product as uncharacterized. The transcript has a single exon. Lineage: Eukaryota; Fungi; Basidiomycota; Agaricomycetes; Boletales; Suillaceae. Bases 1 to 849 code for a protein of 282 amino acids. The record is from RefSeq and is a predicted model, not a curated record.
AUGUUCUCUCCCCAACCUUCUAUCGCCGCACUUAAAGCCUUUGUCACCGUCCUCCUUCUGCCUCAGUUUCAUUAUCCAUCGACCAUGCACGCCCACACCAUGCAUAACCGUUACGGCUCUACAUCAAACUCCCUUUUGGCCCCACCGAAUGCUCAAGAAGACAUCCUAUCAGGUGGGAAAGCGCGUAUGCCAGGGUCAAAAGCUACCUCCAAGCCAAACAUACCUUCGCUCCCUAAACCUCACUACAGACGUACCCCCAAAGCACCCAGACCCGACGUACACGCCUUCCUUCCUCCUCCACCAUAUAGCGCAUCAUUCCUCGCAGUUCCGAAUAACACACCUGCGACCACUCCACCCCUUCCUCCGCUCAGUAGCAGCAGCAGCUCAGACGACUCGGUAACGCUCAGUACACCCAAUGCAUUUGCCGGAGUGAGCUCGCAUGGUCGUUCAGGACUAGUGGGCCUGGGUUUCGAAGGCCUAGAGAAAGGCGGAGGCGGGACAUUUGAUGGGCUCGGAAGGCUCAGCGAUGGGUUUAGGUUAUCCGAUUCCUCACCUCCCAACCAAGUUCGGUCCAAAGCGGUUAGAACGCAGCCUAAGAAGAGACAUGACGUGUUCUUCCCGUGCCCGCAUCACUCUAGGUCGCUAUCGCCUGUGUCGUUCUUGGCACGGGCGCUUCCUAACACUGCGAUGAUGCAGUUCCGGAUUCAUCGUCGGAAUGAUGCCGGAUCACCUACGCCUGAUAUGAAGAUCGAUCCUAGUAGGAGCACUGUGUCGACUGAGUUGAAGCGAGCUGCUGGGAUGGAGCGUCGGGCAUCGUUGAGUCGGUGUGAAAGGGUUGGAUGGCGGUAG